AGCCUGGCGAGGGACGCGGGCGGGGACGGAGCUCAGAGCGCUCGCUGCUGGAGGGUGAUGGCCCUGCGAGACUGCAGGGUCCGACCUUACCCGGAGUCGGCGAGAAGCUCGCGUAGGUGCGGGAUUCCUGGCGAGCGCUGAGCGGAGGCUCCAAGCACCCGGGGUCUUUACGCAUUCCACGUCCACAGACUCGGACGAAGGCGAAGAUCCGCUCUCGUUUUAGUUGCUUGUGGUGCUCCGGAUCAUGUCCGCGGCUCCCGGGACUCCGCGCGGAAAAAGAAGUUUGCCGGGCGUGGACCCAAUGACCUUUCCAAGCUGUGUGCCUCACUGCCUGGACCAGGUCUGAGAGGCGCUGCCCAGGCGGACCUUUCUGCGGGAGGGUUUCUCUUCGUGCUGUUGUCUCUCUGAGUUUUUGCCGGAGCCCCACACCCACCCGCCUCCGAGUCCUGGAAGAAAGGGGCAGCUCCCUCAGCCCCCAGCAUCCCGGAAAAUGGGGAGCAAGGCCCUACCGGCGCCCAUCCCGCUCCACCCGUCGCUGCAGCUCACCAAUUACUCCUUCCUGCAGGCAGUGAACACCUUCCCCGCCGCAGUGGACCACCUGCAGGGCCUGUACGGUCUCAGCGCCGUGCAGACCAUGCACAUGAACCACUGGACGCUGGGAUACCCCAACGUGCACGAGAUCACCCGCUCCACUAUCACCGAGAUGGCGGCGGCGCAAGGCCUCGUGGACGCGCGUUUCCCCUUUCCGGCUCUGCCCUUUACUACCCACCUCUUCCACCCCAAGCAGGGAGCCAUUGCCCACGUCCUCCCAGCACUGCACAAGGACCGGCCCCGUUUUGACUUUGCCAACUUGGCAGUGGCCGCUACGCAAGAGGAUCCCCCUAAGAUGGGAGAGCUGACCAAGCUGAGCCCCGGGCUGGGUAGCCCCAUCUCUGGCCUCAGUAAAUUGACUCCGGACAGAAAGCCCUCCCGAGGGAGGUUGCCCUCCAAGACAAAAAAAGAGUUUAUCUGCAAGUUUUGCGGCAGACACUUUACCAAAUCCUACAACUUGCUCAUCCACGAGAGGACCCACACAGAUGAGAGGCCGUACACGUGUGACAUCUGCCACAAGGCCUUCCGGAGGCAAGAUCAUCUGCGGGAUCACAGGUAUAUUCAUUCCAAAGAAAAACCCUUCAAAUGUCAGGAGUGUGGGAAAGGAUUUUGUCAAUCUAGAACUCUAGCAGUUCACAAAACUUUACAUAUGCAGGAAUCUCCACACAAAUGUCCCACAUGUGGAAGAACCUUUAAUCAGAGAAGUAAUCUGAAAACUCACCUUCUCACCCAUACAGACAUCAAGCCCUACAGCUGCGAGCAGUGCGGCAAAGUGUUCAGGCGAAACUGUGAUCUGCGGCGGCACAGCCUGACUCACACCCCGCGGCAGGACUUCUAGAGAAGCCCAGGAUCUGUCCCGUGCCGCUGCUCCCCUCCCCAGACACUUCUCCACGCCUCCCACGGUGGGGGGGUGUCCCACCCCCAACCCUUCACUGACCCCAGGUCUUCCCUUGCUGCAGCCGCACCUGCAGCUCCAGGGACUUUACUUCUCGAGGACUGAGAACUGUAGAAAGCCACACACGUACCGGUACAUCCUUUCACAAAGAGCAUAUGCUAGUUUCUUGUAGAUAUUCACAGCUCAUUUUAGAGCUCUGUACAUAAUGUCGUGGGUCUUUGUUUUGUUGUUUUGUUUUGUUUGUUUUUGUAUCUUGUUGGAUGCACCUAGAUAUGGAAAAUGGAAGCCAAAUUUAUCUUUAAAGACUGUAUUUUCAAAAUAAAACCUUUUCUUGUUUGUUUCAACACCCCUGCAAAUGUGUCUUGCCAUUUAACUUCUGUUUUCCCUGUGGCUUCCGGAAGAGCGGGCUGCCUCU
Molecule: messenger RNA, 1901 nt
Organism: Rhinolophus ferrumequinum (greater horseshoe bat)
Lineage: Eukaryota; Metazoa; Chordata; Mammalia; Chiroptera; Rhinolophidae
Gene: OSR2
Product: odd-skipped related transciption factor 2
Exons: 4
Coding region: 491-1429 (312 amino acids)
Biological process (GO): regulation of transcription by RNA polymerase II; embryo development; urogenital system development
Cellular component (GO): nucleus
Molecular function (GO): DNA-binding transcription factor activity, RNA polymerase II-specific; RNA polymerase II transcription regulatory region sequence-specific DNA binding
Source: RefSeq, a predicted model, not a curated record